Sarcophilus harrisii (Tasmanian devil) is the source of this 2354-nucleotide messenger RNA. RefSeq names its product THAP domain containing 5 (gene THAP5). The transcript is spliced from 3 exons. Lineage: Eukaryota; Metazoa; Chordata; Mammalia; Dasyuromorphia; Dasyuridae. The coding region runs from base 145 to 1353 and encodes 402 amino acids. Gene Ontology annotation, cellular component: nucleus. The record is from RefSeq and is a predicted model, not a curated record.
GAUGGUCUCGCAGCCCUGAGGCGGGCCCGGUCACCCUCGCGGCUCCGUGCAGGCCCUCGGCCGGCCCGUCGCUUCUAGCGGCGCGGUUGCCUCGCGUCUCUUAUUCCUUUUCCCCUAAAGCCUCUGCGCGGCUCGACGGACGCAAUGCCCCGUUAUUGCGCCGCGUUUAGCUGUAAGAACCGCCGAGGACGAAACAAUAAAGACCGGAAACUGAGUUUCUACCCGUUUCCUCUCCAUGACAAAGAGAGACUUGAAAAAUGGUUACGGAAUAUGAAACGUGAUACAUGGGUUCCCAGUAAAUACCAGUUCCUGUGCAGUGACCAUUUUACUCCAGACUCACUUGACAUCAGAUGGGGAAUUCGAUAUCUAAAACAAACUGCUGUACCAACUAUUUUUUCUUUACCUGAGGACAGUCAGGAGAAAGACCAUGCAAAAAACAAUCCUCAGGAGGAAAAAGUAGAAGAUGAGAGAGAAAUAUGCCUAAUGGUAAAGUCAGAAGAAUUACCUGCACAAAUGGAACCAAAGAAAAAUAUUUUAAGCACAGAAAAAUUUGAUGGAAGUACAAAUUUACUUUAUUCCUCUUCUUUGAGUGAACCAUUACAAAAGGAUAAGCCACCAGUUUCCAAUAUGGAAAAUCUACAUAAUGACACAUUAACUAUUAAUUCUGCAAUUCCACAACAUAUUGAAAAACCAAAACCUGUUUUAGAAACAGCAGUUGUCCAAGAUUUAGAAGUUAGUAGCUUUCAUACAUCUCUUGAGAACCUCUUAAAUACUACAACUGCUACUUUGAAUGUCUCAAAUCCAGAGCAUGUGCAUCUCUCUGUGGAACCCAGUAAUAUAGUUGAAACAGCUAUAGAUCAUUUCUCUAAUCCAGAUAUCACAGAUAUUUCUGUAUCAACACAGGAAAAUACUGUCUUACUGAGUACAAUUACUCAGACAAUUGAAGAGCUGAAUACAGAUGAAGAAUCAGUUAUUACCAUUUUAGUGCCUACUGAAAGCUCUAAGCCUGAAUCAGCCAGUUCGUUCAUGCCAAUAGAACAAGAGAGAAUAGAUGUGGAAGAUCUAGAUAUCGAAGAUUCCUUAUAUGAUGACACAGACUAUGGAAUUGAAAUACUACAAACUGAGCAUUCUUAUUGUAGACAAGAUAUUAACAGGGAACUUCUUUGGCAAAAAGUUACCAAACUACAUUCAAAGAUAACUCUUCUUGAACUACAAGAGCAGCAAACUCUAGGAAGACUCAAAUCUCUGGAAACUCUUAUAGGACAGCUAAAACAAGAAAACUUGCUAUCUGAAGAAAAACUCAAGAUUGUAGAAAACUGUUUCACAACAUUUGAAGUUACUAUGAUAGAAUAAAAACUUUUUAGAAGCCAUGAUUUUAUAUAACAUCAUUGCAAAUUCUUUGAUUAUCCCUGAGUGAUUUGCAAAGUGACUUUUUUUUUUCAGCAUGAAUCUCAUGUUCUUAAUGACAUUUAUGAAAGUACAAUGUCAUAAAGGGCCUCUUAUUUUCAUAAAACCCAGAAAUUGGAAAUUGCCCUUUAAAGUGAUUGGUUAAAAAGCAUAAUGAGUGAAACAGGGAGGGGGGAAUUUAAAUAUUUGUAUUCUAGCUCAAGGAAGCUUUGUGAAACAAAUUCUGUAAUUUCAUUCUAAUAUUCCAUGUCGAUGUUAACACUGUAAAGGAGCAACAUCCUAUGGUAAUUAUGUAAUGAUGAAUUUAUUGUAAAAUAUGUCUGAAUCCUAAAGAUUGAACUUCUGUUCUGUAAAGUGAGAAAAACACUUUAGAUGGGAGUCAGUAAACCUGUGAUGUAGUUACACAGCUUGCUAUUGGCUAGCUGUAUAAACUUGGGAAAAAUCACAUAUAUUUCAGGUGUCUCAUCUGUAAAAUAAGGGAAUUAGAUCAGGGGAUCUUGUCAGCCAUAAAUUUCUGUUUCCAUUAGACCCUUCCCUACUUAAGAGCAUUAUACACAGAGAUUUACUUAUUUUAUAAUACAUCUUGAUCAUAAUUGUUGCUUAUGUUGUCUAGAUAGCCUCGGUAUUCAUUUUUAUAAGAAUUCCUAUUUGGUUUGACCUUUCAACUGCAGUACAUUUCUGUAAUAAAGUGUGCCCCAGGAUUGUUUUGUUUUCAUUUGAACUGCAUUGUAAACUGGGCACCACCAUCUUUACAUUAUGCCCAAUUAUGUUCUUGGGAGAAGAUUCUCUUAAAUCUUAAGGAUUAUUUCUUGCAUUAUAAAUGUACCUUGUGUGGUGGGCUGUUGUAAUAAUCUCCUGGGAGCUAUAUAAAAGAAUAUCAACUGUAUCCUUUUAUUUCAUAAAUACAAGGGAUGAAUUAAUAAAUGGAAAUUUUAAAAUAUAAUUUU